GUAGCGCGCGGGGGCGGAGCGGCGGCGUGACGGCGGAACGGCGGCCACGGGAACGGCCGUCGGGGCCAUGGCGCAGCGCUACCUGCUGCUGGCGCUGGGCGGCCGGCGGCGGCUGCCCGGGGUGCUGUUGCAGCAGCUGCUGUGCGGGAGAGGCCUGCCGCUGCCGCGGCCCCGCCCGGCACAGCCUCAUGAAAGUGCUUCCACCGGUGUUAUGACUGACAGAAGAACAGUCUUGGCAAGUGUCAUUGCUGCUUGCAGAAGGCUCUUCUCACAACCUCCCAAAGGAUUUGAAAAAUAUUUUCCCAAUGGGAAGAAACCAAAUGCAACUAAAGGUUCAGCUGGAGAAACAAAAGAAGCAAAGCAAGCUGGUGCCCGACAGCCAAGUGGGACUGGUAGUGGGGGAGGCAGCAGUGGUGGGAAGAAAGGCGGCAAGAAAGAAGAUGCUAACUGGUGGACCAGACUGCAGAAGGGUGACAUUCCUUGGGAUGUCAGAGAGUUUCGUAUGUACGUAGUGGGAAGUUCAUUUUUCUGGACGAUGGUUGUUUAUUACUUCUUCUUCAGGGUCCCUGGGAGAGAAAUCACCUGGAAAGACUUUGUUAAUAACUACCUUUCUAAAGGAGUGGUGGACAGACUGGAAGUGGUGAACAAGCGCUUUGUUAGAGUGAUCUUUGUGCCAGGAAAGUCUCCUCACGAAUGGCAGUAUGUCUGGUUUAAUAUCGGUAGUGUGGACACUUUCGAACGAAAUCUUGAAACUGUACAGCAAGACCUGGGUAUAGAAGUGGAGAACAGGCUGCCUGUAGUCUACUCAACAGAGAGUGAUGGAUCGUUUCUCCUGAGUUUGCUGCCUACAAUCCUUAUUAUUGGUUCUUUAUUGUACACAUUAAGAAGAGGUCCUGCAGGCUUAGGUCGAGGAGGACGUGGAAUGGGUGGACUUUUCAGUGUGGGUGAAACCACAGCCAAAGUCCUUAAGGAUGAGAUAGAUGUCAAAUUCAAAGACGUAGCUGGCUGUGAGGAAGCCAAAUUAGAGAUAAUGGAGUUUGUUAACUUUCUGAAAAAUCCCAAGCAAUAUGAGGAUCUGGGAGCAAAAAUUCCAAAGGGGGCAAUUUUGACAGGUCCUCCAGGUACUGGAAAAACACUUCUUGCUAAAGCUACUGCUGGAGAAGCUAAUGUACCAUUUAUCACAGUCAAUGGCUCAGAGUUCUUGGAGAUGUUUGUUGGUGUGGGUCCAGCUCGAGUUCGAGACUUAUUUGCUCUUGCUCGUAAAAAUGCCCCGUGCAUCCUCUUCAUUGAUGAAAUAGAUGCAGUAGGAAGGAAGAGAGGAAGAGGCAACUUUGGAGGACAGAGCGAACAAGAGAACACGCUCAAUCAGCUUCUAGUAGAAAUGGAUGGCUUUAAUACCACCACGAAUGUAGUAAUUCUGGCAGGUACUAACAGGCCAGAUAUCUUAGACCCUGCUCUAAUGAGACCAGGACGCUUUGACAGACAGAUCUACAUUGGCCCUCCAGAUAUAAAAGGAAGAGCAUCCAUUUUCAAAGUUCACCUUAGACCUCUCAAAUUAGAUACAGUCUUAGAUAAAGAUAACCUAGCAAGAAAACUCGCAUCGCUAACACCUGGUUUUUCAGGUGCUGAUAUUGCCAAUGUUUGUAAUGAAGCUGCACUAAUUGCUGCACGGCAUCUCUCAGAUGCUAUAAACCAAAAGCAUUUUGAGCAAGCAAUUGAAAGAGUGAUUGGAGGUUUGGAAAAGAAAACUCAAGUUCUGCAACCAGAGGAGAAAAAGACAGUAGCAUAUCAUGAGGCAGGGCAUGCAGUUGCAGGAUGGUUUUUGGAGCAUGCUGACCCACUCUUAAAGGUAUCUAUUAUCCCUCGUGGUAAAGGACUGGGUUAUGCUCAGUAUUUACCCAAAGAGCAGUAUCUUUAUACCAAAGAGCAACUACUUGACAGAAUGUGUAUGACACUGGGUGGACGUGUAUCUGAGCAAAUCUUCUUUGGAAGAAUUACAACCGGUGCUCAAGAUGACUUGAAGAAGGUGACACAGAGUGCAUAUGCUCAGAUUGUCCAGUUUGGUAUGAAUGAAAAAGUUGGGCAGAUUUCCUUCGACCUCCCUCGUCAAGGAGACAUGGUAUUAGAGAAACCCUAUAGUGAGGCAACUGCCAGAAUGAUAGAUGAAGAAGUUCGGUCACUUAUUAACAUUGCUUAUGAGAGGACAUUAUCUCUUCUGACCGAGAAGAAAGCAGAAGUAGAAAAGGUUGCCCUACGACUACUGGAGAAGGAAGUGCUUGAUAAAAGCGAUAUGGUAGACUUGCUUGGCCCAAGACCAUUUGCAGAGAAGUCCACUUACGAAGAAUUUGUUGAAGGGACGGGAAGUUUGGAUGAGGAUACUUCUCUACCAGAAGGCCUUAAAGACUGGAACAAAAAGCGUGAAAAAGAGAAAGAAGAGACAACAGAUGAAGAGGUUGUUAGGCAGAUCAGAGGAGGGAUGCCAUUUUAACUGCCAAGUGUGUGGUGAUGCUGACUUGCACUCUGGAAGAGAAAUAAACUCACCUAGUUUGUACUUCCAAAACAAACAAAUAUUUAUUCAACCAAACUGUAUUAGAGAUGGAUGGAAAAGUGGUGUCUUGUGCAGAGACAAAGAUAUUCUACUCCCAGUAUGUGGUAUCAUCAGUUCACCGGUAAAAGAUCAUCCUUCAUUUGUCAGCUGAAGAAACGUACCUUGGAUUUGAGCUGCAGUGGAAUCCAGAACUGAACCUCCCAAACACUGAAAGAACUGAGAUUCAUGCACAAACUUCAUGGCACUGGUCUCUCCUUUUUUUUUUUUUUUUUUUUUUUUUUUUU
Molecule: messenger RNA, 2832 nt
Organism: Lagopus muta (rock ptarmigan)
Lineage: Eukaryota; Metazoa; Chordata; Aves; Galliformes; Phasianidae
Gene: AFG3L2
Product: AFG3 like matrix AAA peptidase subunit 2
Exons: 17
Coding region: 68-2488 (806 amino acids)
Biological process (GO): protein-containing complex assembly; mitochondrial protein processing
Cellular component (GO): m-AAA complex; membrane
Molecular function (GO): zinc ion binding; ATP hydrolysis activity; metalloendopeptidase activity
Source: RefSeq, a predicted model, not a curated record